This is a messenger RNA of Aspergillus udagawae, 333 nucleotides long. Its product is annotated as putative ubiquitin conjugating enzyme (UbcD). The transcript has 3 exons. The coding region runs from base 1 to 333 and encodes 110 amino acids. Gene Ontology annotation, molecular function: ubiquitin conjugating enzyme activity. Gene Ontology annotation, biological process: ubiquitin-dependent protein catabolic process; protein polyubiquitination. NCBI's taxonomy places the organism in Eukaryota, Fungi, Ascomycota, Eurotiomycetes, Eurotiales, Aspergillaceae. Gene Ontology annotation, cellular component: nucleus. The record is from RefSeq and is a predicted model, not a curated record.
AUGGGUCCUGGUGACUCGCCAUACUCGGGAGGCGUCUUCUUCCUGACCAUCCACUUCCCUACCGAUUAUCCGUUUAAGCCACCCAAGGUCAACUUUACCACUCGUAUCUACCACCCCAACAUCAACUCGAAUGGCAGUAUCUGUCUUGACAUUCUGCGAGACCAGUGGAGCCCCGCUCUUACAAUCUCUAAAGUGCUGCUUUCGAUCUGCUCAAUGCUCACAGACCCUAACCCGGACGACCCGUUGGUGCCUGAGAUCGCUCACGUCUACAAGACCGACCGCCCUCGGUACGAAGCGACGGCCCGUGAAUGGACACGCAAAUACGCUAUUUGA